This is a messenger RNA of Lytechinus pictus (painted urchin), 6320 nucleotides long. Its product is annotated as mothers against decapentaplegic homolog 4-like. Gene Ontology annotation, biological process: cell differentiation; regulation of transcription by RNA polymerase II; SMAD protein signal transduction. Bases 147 to 2138 code for a protein of 663 amino acids. The transcript has 11 exons. Gene Ontology annotation, cellular component: heteromeric SMAD protein complex. The record is from RefSeq and is a predicted model, not a curated record. Gene Ontology annotation, molecular function: RNA polymerase II cis-regulatory region sequence-specific DNA binding; I-SMAD binding; DNA-binding transcription factor activity, RNA polymerase II-specific. NCBI's taxonomy places the organism in Eukaryota, Metazoa, Echinodermata, Echinoidea, Temnopleuroida, Toxopneustidae.
AGGAACUCCUUGGACAGAUGCCUUAGUUCAUGGUGUAGCAGAAAAUACACCAAAUAUCAUUUUGUAGUUGCAGAAGUGGCACAUUUCAGACCGGUUUCGAGGUGACCAUUAGUGUCAUCUACCCCACUGUCAAGCUGGCGUACCCAAUGGGAACAAUGGCGGGGGCCCCAACGAGUGCCGAUGCCUGUCUUAGUAUAGUACACAGCCUCAUGUGCCAUCGGCAGGGAGGAGAAUCAGAAUCUUUUGCAAAGAGGGCCAUUGAAAGUUUGGUGAAAAAACUGAAAGAGAAGAGAGAUGAGCUGGACAGCCUUAUCACAGCCAUUACCACAAACGGUGCACAUCCCAGUAAAUGUGUCACGAUACAAAGGACAUUGGAUGGCAGGUUACAGGUUGCCGGGAGGAAAGGUUUUCCACAUGUGAUUUAUGCCAGGAUAUGGAGGUGGCCUGAUUUGCACAAAAAUGAACUGAAACACUUGAAAUUCUGUCAGUAUGCAUUUGAUCUCAAAUGUGACAGUGUGUGUGUAAAUGCAUACCACUAUGAAAGAAUUGUGUCGCCUGGUAUUGAUCUGACUGGGCUUACAUUACAACACACAGCAGGUCCUCCACGUGUGGUUAAAGAUGAGUUUGGAGGAGAAUGUAUUCAGGUGGAGCAGAAUAUAUCCCACCCUCCCGGCAUGAGCAACGGGGGGAUCCAGAACAUCCAGCACCCUGCCGUACCCCUGGGCCAACCCCAUGGUCCACCCCAUGGCCCUCCCCACAGUUCAUCUCAUCUCCCGUCGCAUGGAUCACCUCAUGUGUCAUCACACGGCUCCCCCCAUGGAGCACCUGGGCCAUCAUCAGCUGGGCUCAGCGAUUUCAACCGUAUGCUGGCACAUCAACAAGGUCAAGUUCCUCCGCCAGUUUCCAUGCCCCCACAUUCCAUGGGUAUGCCUUCCAUCCCCCCACCAGCCCAUCAACAGCCCCCUUUCUCUGCUCCAGGUCCAUCUCAAGCACUCUCCACUCCUCCGGUUCCUGCCCCUCCGGCUCACUCGACUCCCCCUCAACCAGCCCAGCCAUCUCCUGCCAUGCACGCCAGUCAUGCAUCGGUUUCACAAGGUGCUCCACUAGCACCAGGUCCCAGUCCAUCGGGUGGUCCGGGCCCAUCUGGUCCACCUCCUCCUCCAACCCAACAAGCCCCUAGUCAAGGACCACCGUCUGCUCCUCCCAUGCCACAACAGACUUCUCAGGGUCCUACAUCACCUGUACCAAACAUGACAUCUUCAUCUUUCCAGAGAAGUAAUUCUGAGUCAUGGGGAGGUGCAGGUCCUAGCGGGAGUACCUUGAACUACCGUCAGGGUGUCAACCCACAAGGAGUGAGUGGACAGAAUCAGUUUCAUGGUUACCAGAUGCCGAAGGACAAUGCAGCAGUGGAACCACCCCUAUCAACUCAACCAGCUCCAGAGUAUUGGUGUUCAAUAGCCUACUUUGAACUUGACACCCAAGUUGGCGAGAUCUUCAAGAUCCAGUCCUCCUGUCCUACGGUGAAGGUAGAUGGCUAUGUAGAUCCCUCAAGAAUGGACAGAUUUUGCUUAGGACAGUUAUCCAAUGUACAUAGAACAGAGAGCAGUGAGAAAGCAAGGCUUCACAUCGGUAAGGGUGUACAGCUGGAGCUGAAAGGAGAAGGUGAUGUGUGGGUCAGGUGUCUCAGUGAUCAUGCUGUCUUUGUUCAAAGUUACUACCUUGACAGGGAAGCUGGACGAGCACCCGGUGAUGCUGUUCAUAAGAUAUAUCCUACAGCAUACAUCAAGGUAUUUGAUCUCAAGCAAUGUUAUGCCCAGAUGAAGUCACAAGCAGCCACAGCCCAGGCAGCGGCAGCAGCUCAAGCAGCAGCUGUAGCAGGACAUGUACCUGGUCCAUCAUCCGUAGGAGGAAUAGCACCAGCAGUCCGUUACUCGGCUGCAGCAGGGAUUGGAGUGGAUGACUUGAGGCGACUGUGUAUAUUACGGAUGAGUUUUGUGAAGGGAUGGGGUCCAGACUACCCACGACAGAGCAUCAAGGAGACUCCAUGUUGGAUUGAAAUUCACCUUCACAGAGCACUUCAACUCUUGGACGAAGUCCUUCAUACGAUGCCUCUCAUGGAACCGCAUCCUUUAGACUGAGCCAUCUCCUUGGCAUGGCAACAAACUUUAUAUCUGACUUUUGCAGCGAUGAGGAUUCUCAUGGUACGUGUGACUUGACAAACGAGGCUGCGAUUAUGUCACUUUUGCCCUUCGCUGCAUUCAAAGGAAAGACUUGGAAAAGGACCCUUCAAAAGGCUGUCAAGCUUUAAGGAUGAGCUCCUUUGAAUCGUGUGUGAAGUUGCGGCAUGUUUUCUGUUUCGUCGGGCCUCAUAGCUUGGCUGAAUGGAUUAUCCCAUGGUGGAAUCUGUUUUAAAAUUAUUGAGAAUUACAAGGUCUGUGUUGAACCUUGCCAGUGAAACCAAAGGAGGAAUGGUGCUAUGUUUACAGGGGAACUUGUUUGCUUGGAGUUCACACAACUCUUUGUUGGCAUUACAGAAGAGUACAAUACAUCCGGCUGAUUAUUGCUGAAAUUGGAAAUCUGAAUUUUGUUGGGCCUGACCAAUCAGCUAUAGACCUUAUGCAUGUGAAGUCAUCGCGCCGCCAUCUUAGUGGCUGAAGCCCACGCGUUGGUGAUCUGCAGCUGCAUCUCUGACAACUCUGUUUACGCAUAUUCCCAUGUGUCCUCUGAGGGAGGGCGCUAUUGAGAUUAUGACAUCAUAUGCAUAAAGUCUAUUGAGAGAAACUGGAAACUGAUGUGAUGGAAGAUGGAUAUUACUUUAUUCAAAUAGAUUCAUGAACAGAGAGAAGGUAAUUUGGGUGGAGAUUUUUAGUUGUAAUGCACAUGAAAACAGCAGAUAGAGGGAGAGAGAAAGAGAGUACUGGGGUAUGAAAGACACAGGAGAUUAUUACAAAGGCAAAGGCAAUUGAUUUUUUUAGGCUUACCAUCACCAUUUUGUAAUUUAUUUGUUUACAAAUCAAGAUGAAAUAUUUAACUAUUACAAGAUGAUCGUGUGCUUAAUUGAUUACAGGUAUGAUACUUUACUUUGCACAUCUCACCAGAGCCAAAGAUACCAUGGAGAUCAUUCUCUUGAAGCAUCUUUGCAGUAAUUUUCACUGACAGAUCUGCUCUCAUCCAAUCAGAUGCAAGUAUUUCAGUAGAUUGUAAUUGUCAGUGAAAAUCACUGACAUAUUGCAUCGUGAAAUGGGGGCCCAGGCCUUGAAAGUUUAGACAUUGGUUUAUUACUCUUGUGAGGUGCAAUAUAAACAUGUGGGGUUACAACGCUAGCAAUAAAUACAAUGAAGAUGAACUAACUUGGUGUGAUCAAAUCUGUCAUUUCUUUCUUUUUUUCUACUGAGGUUUAGUCUUUUGGCAUGUGAAACAAAAGUACUGAGGCAGAAACAAAAUAGAUAAAAGAACCUUGCCUCGUUUCUUUCUGUGGAAGCACUCUUUGUGAUGUUUCUAAAGAUGCGUCGCUAAACACGUGUAUUUAUAUGAAAAUAUUGUGAAUAUUGUAUCAUAUGGAUAUUUCUGAGUCGCUAUUAUGUUUGUAAUUUUUCACGGUUAUAAUUUUUCUUCUCCAUUUCACAGAUUGUUGAAUUUUGAGUAGUACUAUACUGAAAAAAAUAAAUACCCUUCAAGCUUUCUGUUGAUGUAGAUCAUGUACUAUUGUUUAUUCUAUGUCUUCCAUGAAUAUCAUGCUAUUGAGUGAUCAGGUGAUUUCAUGGGGAGUGCUGUCGUCAACAGCUUUAAAUGCUUGGGGUUUAAAAAUGUGAUCUCAUUCCCCGGUGAGUUUUACUUGUAAAUAACUUUGUUAAUAUGUAGCUUGAUUUAGCAGAAAUAUAUGUACAUUGUCUCCUGAUGAGAUUGGCACUUAUCUUUGAUCAUAUCUGACUGACUCGUGUGUUAAUUUCAAAAUGACUUCCUCAUUAAUGCUGCCUGUAUACUUUCAUUAUCAUGAAGCGAUGAAAUGCCCCAUACCAGUGCUAAUAUGAAGUUUUAAAGUUUAAGGAAUGUGAAUUUAUCAAUAACAUCAGUAAAUUUUUCAACCAUAGUUUGGACACAAUCAUGAUCUUCAAGAGUCAGGUUUAUAAAAGACAGAAUUCUUGAUUCAUUUAGGAAUAAAUGAGACUGGAAUUAUUCAAGGAACACACAGAUUGCUUAUUAAAUAUUUCUGUAUUUUUAUGCCACUUGUUUGCUGACAUAUAUUUUAUGAUCAAUACCUGAAUGCAAUGCUUGCUGCUUUUUGUAGAGUUGGUAUAAAUGAGUUAUACCAGUUUGAAUCAUGAUUAUUCAAAAUCUGCGAACAAAUUUAUUUGAACAAAAUACAGUUUAUAUUAGUGUUAUCAGCCAUGGUAUGAUUUUCAUUAUUAAUGAGCUUAUCUGAAAUAUGUAAGAAGAUAUUGUUUUUUUUUCUUCUUAAAUGCCUGAUCAAGGUCUUGUAUACAUGUGUGUUUUUCUUGAGUACACUCUCAGAAUUCCUUUGCCUUCGUAUAUGUGAAGAUCUUGUACAGUUUUGUUUUACAACUAUAUGCAAAUAUCUGCAACCAGUUUGAGUUGUGUAUGUGUCGGAAGAAAUGUCAUACAUACAGUCUGUUGGAUGAACGAAAGCAUGUCAUGUGUGAAUCAUUAUAAUGUAUUUGCAAGAGUGAAUAUAUCCAAUCAAAUAUCUAGUUAUGUUGCUAUUCAACUUUGUUCAGUCAAAAGAGAAUGAUAUACCUUAAUCUUGGGACAAGUUAGCUUGUGUGAAAGCAGAAAAAUGAAAGAAUGAGUAAAAUUUGACAAGAAAGUUAUGAGCAUUUGAGUGUUGAGAUUACUAUGCUAUUGAGAUCCUCCCAUUGGCAAUGAGAACGAGAUCUGUGAUGUCGCACAUGUACGUCUCUCCCCUUUGGCCCUGAAAAUAUACCCCUUAACAUCGUGUUUGCUCAUUCUCUAAUUUGACAAAAAUUUCAUCCAUGAUAUAAUGUUGUCAAACCUCUAUUACACUCAUAAAAAAGAAGACCUAAUCAUGAGUACAAUACAUAUACUAAAUAAAUUGGGACGUUGUAGAGUGUGACGUCACAGAUUUUGGUCGCAUUACCAAUAGGAGGAUCUACAUUGCUACUGUAGUUUAUUGCUACAUUAUUAGUGAUCCCAAUAUUCAAAUCCUCAAACUUUCAUUGAUCUUUCUCUUUUAUAUGAAUUCAACUGGUUUCAUUAUCUUUUUUUUUGUGUGUGUGUAAAUCACUUGAAAAGAAAUAUUUCAUCAGUAAUUCUAUAUAUUCUGAACAUUGUGCAUACAAUCACCAAAACAGUUGCAGGGGUUGUAUAUCAUACUUUGCCUGCAUUUCUCCGACAUGUUCAUCCCCCAAAUUUCAAAUCCACUGAUUGUGGUGUAUUUGUAGGAAGCAGCUUAUUUUUCAAGAGAACUAGAUUCAUGCACAACUUAAUUCUCUUAAAUCUAUCCUGUCGUUACUGCCAUUUUCAUAUACUCCAUGAACUGGUUCAGACAUUUCAUCUUAACUGAAAUGCACAAUGUACAGGCAUAAAUAUUAUGGACAAUGUACAGGCAUGAAUAUUAUGGACUUCUGUAUUUUCCAAUUCAUAUGCAUUUGUCAGUAGUAGGCAUAUGAAUUCUUGCAAUUUUAAUAAAAGGGCAUUGUUUGAAUAUAUUUUUUUUCUUGAAAUUGAAUCUGAUUAUACAUACAUUUACUUCUGUUUAAUAGAUAACUGAAUAGGAGUUCAAAUGUUUACCUUUCUAUUUUGGUGUAGACAAAACAAUCCACAUAAAUGAAUAGGGACUUUCCCCUUUUGUUUGGGUUUUAAAAAUUGGGUCAGUAUUAGGGGUUUACUUAAGACUAGUAGGUUUGAUAUAUAUAUAUUUUACAUUCAGAUUUUGACUUGCAAGGUGAUAUGGUAUGUGUGUAUUCCUAUGAUGCAGGAGUUUUGUAUUCCAAAGUGAAAACUUGCCACAAAAUUAAUGUUACUAGAAAUCACGUAUACUGCACAAUAUUAUUAUGACUACUAAGAUAACCGCAUCUUGAUCUAGCUCCUGAUGUCAAGUCGAAAAGAAUACACAAUCCCAUCAAGUAUUUUUCACACGACUUCAAUAACUGUAUAUUAUGACCCAUUCAAGCCCACUCGUGAUUAUAAACGUUUUCUUGUAUGUAAUGCAAUGAAUUGGAUUUGUGAAGUAAUUUAUUGUACACACGUAAUGUUUCACUUGUAUCAUGUACAGUGGUGUGUAAAUGUAUUGUUUGAUCAGUGCAUAAUAAUAAAAUUGACGAGUUACUAUGGAAUUAUAA